Messenger RNA from Alternaria rosae, 2042 nucleotides. RefSeq lists its product as uncharacterized. NCBI's taxonomy places the organism in Eukaryota, Fungi, Ascomycota, Dothideomycetes, Pleosporales, Pleosporaceae. The record is from RefSeq and is a predicted model, not a curated record. The transcript has 2 exons. The coding region runs from base 269 to 1996 and encodes 575 amino acids.
ACGGGUCGUCGUAGCAAUGACGCGAUCUUAGCGACCAACAUCCAUGACUCGAGCGGACCUGGCCGACCCGCUCAUUUCACAAUCUCAUGGUCACUCCGAUUCCGACUUCUGACCCCAUCACAUCUUAACCUGUAUAUAUUGUGCGCGUCUUGAUACGCUUUUUUGAUCCUUUACACACGCCCGUGCUUCCAAUUGUUCGCACCUGAGAAGUGGCGAAAAACCUUUGCAUGACCAUCGUCUUACUGGAACUGAAUAACUGGACAGUGUGAUGACACCCCAACACCAUGAGCAAGGCCACUGGUUGGACAAAUACGCAACAAACUAUGCCGAGUGGAAGCUAUCAGACAAUGCAGAUGGCACCUGGUUGUUCAAGCGUCCGCUUGGGCUAGUCGAGACUUCUUUUGACUCGGAUGGCGCAUAUUACGGUGGUCGGGCAGACAUGACCGCCCUCUUCACAUUGGCAAUCCAACACAAGUUCUUCAAAACAGAGCUGAGGCGCAGGAUAGUGCUUGCCUGGACUUCUCUUCGCCUCCAGCACCCACUACUCCUGGCUCGAGUGAACGACGACCAGGAAACAGGAAGGCGAGGUUUCGCCGUCGAUGUACCCGAUUCCCAAGAUUCUGCUAUUCAAGAUGUCGAGAAGAGCAUUGUUUGGAUCGAAGAAUCAUACGAGGAAGUUAACGACAAGGAGUUGUACCACCACGCCUACAACGUAACCCGCAUCAUCGAACCCACAAAAUGUCUAUCGAAAUUGCAUGUUUUACCUCUGCGACAGCUCCCAGACGGAACAUAUGAGCUGCGCUUCCUCAUCGUGAUUGCGCAUCAGAUAUCCGAUGGUCUCUCGGCGUACAGUUGGUUCAGCCAUUUCAUCCGCAUCCUCAACCAGCCAUCUCAGGACAUCUUAACAGACAUCGAGUCCCUCCGUAUGCCAGAAAAGAUCAAAAUAGUCCUACCAGCCGCUCAAGAAGAUCUGUACCCACCAAUCGCAGGCAACAAAGCGAGACAGCGCUGGUUCUGGGCGCUGAUCAGGGUGCUGAGACACGUGAAGAAAGGAGGACUACCACCUACCUUUACAAAUCCACUGCGGAGAGAGAAGAGGCUAGAAGAGCCUGUACCACUCGAGCCCAAGUUCGCUGAGAUCUUCGACUACAGUCCCUCAAGCCGCCCUCCAAUGUCCUGCGGCCAUGUUGCCGCAUCGCUCUCGCCUGCGGCCUCAGCACGUCUGAUAUCCCUAUGCCGCUCUGCAAACGUCAGCAUAGGAGCUGGCUGUUUCGCUCUCGCUGGUCUAGCAAUGAUGGCCAUCCACGAAAAGCAUUCUCCAUCAACCAACCACCCUCCCUUCACAGCAUCCUUCCCCCUAAACCCCCGCGCCUUCUUCGUAAACCCACCACCACCAGACUCAUGCAUGCUCGCCUUUAGCGAGGGCAUAGUAAUGCCCUUCUUAUCCUCCGACCUACCCGUAGAAGGACGCUUCAGGCUAGUAGCAAAGCACGCGAACCGCGAGUUGAGAGUCUACCAAAAACGUCUCAAGGGAAAAGGAAAGACGAGUACAGCAGGUAUACUAGACAAAGGUUCACCAGGCCGGCUCCUCGCAACAGGCUACAUCGCGCAAAUCGAACGCGUCGAAGCAAAACUCCCGCCCUCGCGUCGUUCACCUUCAUUCCAAAACCCUCAAGGUUCUUUGGCACCCAGUACAGCAGGUUUCGGAGCGACAUGUGGCGUCUCGUCCAUCGGCCCUCUAGCUGCGUUCUUCAAGCGCGGCACAUACGAUGUUCAGAAUCUGGGGGAGAAGGACUUCGCCGCGGACUUCCGCGAUGUGAAGAUUGGGGUUAGAGCGAGGGAGAAUGAGUUUUUGGUUGGCAGCUCGACUAGUGCGGAGGGUAUUGUAGGGUUUGGUGUUAGCUAUGAUCUUAAUGCUAUUAGUGCUGAGGCCGCGGAGGUGUGGAGGGAGACUAUUGAGGGUUUGUUGGAGGGGAGGGGGGUGGCAAGGCUGUAGAUGAAGGACCACCGCAGUUUCAUUAUAUGUUGGCGCAUCUGCUGCU